AUGCGGGGGAACGCCGGGAUCUACUGCGUCUGCGAGAUACCCGGCAAGCCGCACACCAGGUUCCAGACCGGCGUCGCCGACGACGUCCGCAACCCUGCGUGGGAGGGCGAGGACCACGUGCACACCAUUGAGGACUACGUUGCCGGGGAGCCCCUCACCAUCACCUUGCUCCAGGACGGCGGCGCAGGCAACCACGAGCCGAGCACCGUGGGGGUCGCCACUCUGCAGAGCUCAAGCUUCUACCCAGGCGGCUUCCAGGGCGAGGCGCCGCUCCUCGAGGGCUCGGGCUCCGCCGCUGUCGGCGCUCGGCUGCAGCUCUGCGUGCGCGCACCCGCGGCGGAGGAGCAGGCGGCGACCUCGCCCUCGGGCCACAACGUCGCCGACGUGACCGUGCAGGUGGACACGUUCACGGGGCUGCGGCGGCGGGAGGACCAGCCGCCAGGCCGGCCCCACACGUACCUGCUGAGGGCUGUGUGGGUCGGGCAAGACGGCGGCCUCAGAACGCCGGAACGACUGGGUGCGCAGAGCAAGGCGGGCGGCGACGGCGAGGAGGACUGCACGUUCAAGCAGCAGAUCAAGCUCCGAGCCGCUCCCGGGGUCGACGAGCUCGUCGUGGGGCUCUUCCGGCUGAUCGACGGCACCGCCGAGGACGAGCUCAUUGGAGCGUGCAAGCUGGACACCCGGAACCCGGACCACUGCAAGGUGCACACUCACCCUGUGAUGGACCGCGACAACACGCCCACGGGGGCCAUCGCGAAAAUGAAGCUCAAGGUCACGAUGCGCGACGGCGGGGAUGCCAAGCGCGCGGUCACGCCGAUGCUCCAGAUGCCCGACGACACCGACCAGGAGUGGCCGCCGGCGUCCUCUCCGGGCUCCCUGCCGAGCACCGCGAGAGGACGCUUCACCCCGCCGGGCAGGGCCCCGCCACGGUCGCCGCGGAGCCGGAUAGACCCUUUCGACGGCGCCCCCGACCGCGUGCACGAGCUUUACGCCGAGCACGAGCACAGGCGAGCCAGGCGGGAGCAGCUGGUGGCGGCCAAGGAGGAGGAGGAGCUGCUGGCCCUCGAGUCCGAGCGCGAGGCGCUUAAGAGGAACCGACAACUCCAUAGGGGUGCCACCGAUAAUCUGAGCCCCACGAAGGCUUCAGAACGGCUUUACAACGACGCCCACCGCCGCAGGGUCCGCAUCGAGGCGAAGGUGCGGGAGCAGGACGGCCUGCUGAAGGCGAAGCCGUCGCCGAGGGCCAGCGUGGACCCGCACGCGGUCAGCAACAGGCUCUACGAGGAGCACCAGCGGCGAAUCCAGGUCCAGGAGAAGAGGAGGCACGAGAAGGAGGCGCGGGAGGCGCGGGAGAUCGACGAGCUGCAGCGCAGGGCGCCGCCGGCGGGCCGCGCGGGGGAGGCCAGGCACGAGCAGAUGUACGCCGAGGCGGAGGCGAAGAGGGAGAGGCUCGACAAGAUGAGGAGGGCUGCGGAGGAGCGCGAGGCACAGAUGCGCAGCCCCGUGACGAACGGUGCGCGCAGAACCGCUGCGAACCCGCAGCGGUUCGAGCAGCUGUACGAGGACCACGAGAACAGGCAGAUGCGGAUGAUGAAGCUGCAGAAGGACUUCCAGGCAAACCAGGAGGCGAGACUGGCAAGCGAAGCGUACCGGGCGCCGCGGUCGCCGAACUGGGCGUCUCCCAGCAGGCACGCGGUCUGCGUGGUCCUGGCGGCCGUUCGCGGAGUGGACUGCGGUCGUCUGCUGGACCCGGCCAGCCCGGCCCCGCUCGAGGCCGUGAAGGAGGCGGUGCAGGAGGCCCUCGCGACGGAGGCCGAGCUGCCCUGGGACGGCGCCGCCAUCGCGGCGAACAUGACCACGGAGAUCUCCGAGGGCGACGGCGGUGCGCUCGCGCUGCGGACGACGAUUGAGCUGCCCGCGGGCCUGGCGCAGGCGGCCCAGGAUGCGCUGGACUCGUCCGCGGACUUGUGCGAGGUGUUGGCCAAGGCCGUCGAGGACGAGUGCACCGAAGAGAUAUUCGUGGACGAGCUGGUCGUGAGCAACAUAUCCGUCUCCCUUGUGGCCGGGACCCCCGCCAGCGCCAGGCGGACGGCGUCGCCCGGCUCGCGCCUCCUGGCCGGCACGCAGUCCAGCAACAGCCGCACCCAGUCUCACCCGUCCACGAAGCCGCCGCCGCCGGAGCUGAAAACUGCGGUCGACUACGCCGUGGCGGCCGUGGUCUCGGCGGUUCAGCUGCGUUCCGGAGCAGGGGGCGACGCGCAGCCCAGCAGCGCGGAGCUCAGGGCGCUCGCCGCGUCGCUGCGGCCCGCGCUGGGCGCGUACAGCAACGCGCAGUCCGCGUGCGAGAAGGUCGAGGGCUACAGCGCCCUGUGCCAGCGGGGCUCCCACAGGCUGUUCCAGGGCGGGCUGCUCCCGGACGCCCAGGCGUGGCAGCAGGGCCGGGACCUCGACCCCAUCCGUCAGGUGAGGGACGACCUCGACGAGCUCCUGGCGACCGCGGGGCGGGCUCAGGCUAUGCUGCAGGAGCUGGUUGCGCCGGAGGCGGACGCGGGAGCGUGGGCUCCAGGCCGCACCGUGCCGUUCCCGUCGGGGGUGCCGCGGGCGGCGUUCGCGUACAGCUCCGGGCCCAAGUCCAGAGAGGACGCGUUCGCCAAGGCCAGGAUUCGCUACGCGCCGGCAGAGGGAGAACUGAGCUUCAGGCACGUGCUGGACUUCGCCCAAGUGGCGAUUGUCUUCCCCACGUGCGAGACGCUGCUGUUCGGCCUGGAAGACAUCGUGCGGAGGCUGGACGUCGUGGGCGUGCGCAACCGCUUCGCCGCGCCCGCGGGGCGCCUGGGGCGCAGGCACGUGGACGUGCUCGUGGCCGGGCGCUCGCAGGCGACGGCGACGCCGCGGAGACCGUUCCGCACGUGUGCGAGAUCAGGCUCGAGGACGCGGCGUUCCACGGUGCCCGCGAGCAGGCCUCCGCCUCGCUGGACGCCUUCGUGA
Prorocentrum cordatum is the source of this 2988-nucleotide messenger RNA. The record is from the annotation of a GenBank genome assembly. Lineage: Eukaryota; Dinophyceae; Prorocentrales; Prorocentraceae.